UACAAUCACAUCAUCAGCUUUUAAAUACACACACAUUCAUCAUAAUGGGAGGUAUAUGAUGAUUGUAGCUGCAGGGCUAUGGCCAGCGAACCCCUCGAAGGCUUCCAUAAGGUCAACUUGGCGUCACCCACCACCCCUGACCUCCACGGAUUGACCUCUGACAUCAGACCCCAAUGUCACAGCGCCCCUUCCAGCGCCUUGUACCAUACACCCUCCCUCAGCUCCAGCCCCUUUCCCCCCAACGCCCUGCGAGCCGACCAGCUGCCCACCCUGCCCAUCUACUCUGCCCCUAGGCUACUGGGCACAGAGGGGGUGUUCCUGUCUGGAGAGGAAGGGGAGGAGUCUCUGGGUCUGACCAAUGACAGCCUGUCCCGCCUCCGCAGCCCCUCAGUCAUGGAGAUCAGAGAGAAAGCCAAUGAGAGACUGAAGGAGGAGCUAGCCAAGGCACAGAGGUUGAACAUCAGUUGA
Messenger RNA from Oncorhynchus keta (chum salmon), 468 nucleotides. Its product is annotated as rab-3A-interacting protein-like. NCBI's taxonomy places the organism in Eukaryota, Metazoa, Chordata, Actinopteri, Salmoniformes, Salmonidae. The coding region runs from base 79 to 468 and encodes 129 amino acids. The record is from RefSeq and is a predicted model, not a curated record. The transcript is spliced from 2 exons.